This is a messenger RNA of Aphis gossypii (cotton aphid), 3862 nucleotides long. RefSeq names its product zinc finger MYM-type protein 1-like. The record is from RefSeq and is a predicted model, not a curated record. Gene Ontology annotation, molecular function: protein dimerization activity. The coding region runs from base 643 to 3603 and encodes 986 amino acids. NCBI's taxonomy places the organism in Eukaryota, Metazoa, Arthropoda, Insecta, Hemiptera, Aphididae. The transcript is spliced from 5 exons.
CGUCACGAGGCUAUUUUUUUGGGGCAAUUGCCCCAAAUAAUUUUAGAUGGGUGGGUGGGUAAUUUUGUUAGAUCAUAACAAUAUUUUUUAAUUUAACUAUCAUUAUUGAAUAAGUAUACAGAACUACAGAAGUCUAGGAUUCUUCAGAGUAUAUUCGUAUGUCGUAUCUAUUUAGCGUGUAGACGGUGUAUUUAGUUUAUCACGAUACAAUUAUUAUACGAUAUUUUUAGAAAUAGAUGGAUAAUACGUUAUUUUAAUUUACGUUAUCUUAAUAUAACUACAUAAUACAAUAUAUUCGUCAUAUAUAUGUAUGUGUAUGUAUAUAUAUAUAUGAUAAGCUGACGAGUGACAAUGCAUUAAUAUCAAGCUAUUUUAAGAUGUUAGUGUUGUAAGUGAUAGGUAGUAUUAUAUUAUUAUGUGGGCUAGGAGCUACAACUGUUCUAAAAUCAAACAUAUUUUAUUUCUAUCUUCAAUGUACAAAUUUAUAACCACAUUUCAGUGUGGUGUGUAUCUUUUAUUGUUUAUCCGUUUUUUUCAUUCACAGACCACAGUACUGUUCUGUACUGUAACGUCUGUAACUUGUGGUGUUCAUACUUUCAUAGUGCAGUAUUUUUUUAACUUUUUGUAAUUUACGUAUUCAAAAUGUCGGAAAAAUUAAUUUGCAUUUGUGGUAAAAAACGGGAGCAGUUAAAUUCUACCAAUUGGAAAAGACACUUAGACAAUUGCAAGGUACGAAAAACUAAAAUGAGUUCAAGACCAAUUUCUUCCUUUUUUCCCACACCAAAAAAAAUUCGAAUGGAUACAGGAACAAGUCAUUCUUGUUCAGAUGGUAUUACAACUGAUAAUAUGAUUGAUGGCAGUACCACUAAAGAAUUAAUAGACAAUUGUAUGGUCACAGCUGAACAAAGUGUUUUGAAUGAAGAUAUGCUAUUUAAACCAAUUUCAUGUAUUACAACUGAUAAUAUGAUUGAUGGCAGUACCACUAAAGAAUUAAUAGACAAUUGUAUGGUCACAGCUGAACAAAGUGUUUUGAAUGAAGAUAUGCCAUUUAAACCAAUUUCAUGUAUUACAACUGAUAAUAUGAUUGAUGGCAGUACCACUAAAGAAUUAAUAGACAAUUGUAUGGUCACAGCUGAACAAAGUGUUUUGAAUGAAGAUAUGCCAUUUAAACCAAUUUCAUAUGAUUUGUUGCAAGAUAGUUCUACUCUUAGUCAAUGUAAUGUACAUCCAAUUUCUGCUUCAAAAUAUACAUUUCCCAACGAUCCAGCUAUUAUUCUAGAAACAAAUGUUUCUAGUAAUUUGUUGCAAUAUUUUUUUGAACUUGGACCAUGUCAACCAGGAGUACUAGAUAUGCCCAGUUAUCAAUUUCCAAUAACAAAUGGUCGUUCGUUCCACGAAGAAUACUAUUUUAAAAAACUUCCUGAUGGAAAAAAUAUUAGACGUCAAUGGCUAGCAUAUUCACAAUUCAAUGAUAAAAUAUACUGUUUUUCUUGUAUGCUUUUUGGUUUAGUAAAAGCCAAACAAAAUAAAUUAGUUUCAACUGGCACUCGAGAUUGGAAACAUAUUACUUCAAGAAUGUUGAACCAUGAAUCUUCAAAAGAACAUUUAGAGUCUGAAAUCAGUCGAAGUCAGUAUUCGAAUAAUAAUCGUUUGGAUGUCAGCUUCAGAUUAACAACAAAUAACCAAAUUGCAGAAAACAGAGAAAUAGUUAGAGUUAUAUUUGAAAUUCUAUUGUAUCUAGGAAAACAAAACAUAGCAUUUCGUGGGCAUGAUGAAAGCUUAACAUCAAAGAAUCGGGGUAACUUCUUGUCACUUAUUAAGGUUUUAUCAAAAUACCAUGCACCUUUGGCUAUUCACUUAAACAAAAUUGAAAAAUCAUCAAAACAAAAUAGAAUAACAUUUCUUUCUGGUCAAACGCAAAAUGUUAUGCUUCAAAUAAUGAGUAAUUCUAUAAGAUCAGUCAUAUUAAAAAAAGUCAAGGAUGCUAGAAUGUUUGCAGUUAUUAUAGAUACAACAACUGAUAUUUCCAAAAUGGAACAAUUUACAUUUGUUGUAAGGUUUGUGAACGAUGAAGGAAUUGUAGAAGAAAGGCUUAUCGCACUAGAAGUAGCAACGGAUGCAACAGGUCAUGGUAUGUUUCAACUAUUUUGUAAGAUUUGUGAAAAACAUGGAUUAGAUUGGAAAAAUAAUUUAUAUGCCCAAGCAUAUGAUGGAGCUGCAUCGAUGCAAGGGCAAUAUUCUGGGUUAAGAACACUUAUACAACAACAAUGUCCCCGUGCUAAAUAUAUUUGGUGUUGCGCUCAUGUUAUAAAUUUGGUAAUAGUAGAUAUGUGUGAUUCAUGUUUGGAUACGCGCAAUUUUUUUGGGGAAAUUCAAGCAUUGGUUGAGUAUUUUGGAGCAAGAAAACGCACAGCUUGUUUUAUUAAUCAUCAAAAACUGCUAUAUCCUGGUCAAGUAUGCCGAAGAUUGAAAUUUCUAUCUUCUACACGUUGGACUUCACACGAUAGAGCUAUAGACGUCAUUUAUGAAAAAUAUACUGCUAUUGUUGAAAGUUUGGAGGAGUUAACAUUAUCAACUGACCGUUCUACUUCAUCUCAAGCUAUUAGCCAACUUAAAAAUGUAACUUCCUACAAAUUCAUUUUAAUGAUGAAAUUUAUGAAAAAUAUAUUUAAAAUAACAACUCCAGUUUCAGUAUACAUGCAGUCUCCUAAAUUAGAUUUCAUUGAAGCAAUGCAUUUAGUCGAUUCAGCUCAAAAACGAAUUGAGCAAUUAAGAAACGAUUGCAAAUACAAUGAAUUAAUUGACGAAGUUAAACAGUUUGCAAUACAUGAAAAGCUUGAGGAAGAAGAUUUCCAGGUUGUCAGAAUUCGAAGAAAAAAAAGAAUGGAUGGAGAAAAUUUGCAUGACGAAAUUAGCGAAGUUGCCAACACACCAUCUUCAUUAUUUAAAUCUCAAGUUUACUUUUUUGUAUUAGACACAGUUAGUACUGUUUUGAACUCCAGAUACUCUCAAGCACGAGAAGUAUUAAAGGAUUUUAGUCUUUUAUCUGUAGAAAGAAUUAAACUAUUUAGUUCACAACAGGAUUUUCCUCGGGAUAGUUUUGAUGCUUUAAAAUGUUGGAUUUCAGAAUUAAAUAUAGAAUCCCUUCGAACCGAAUAUUCAGCAUUCUGUAAUGCUUAUUCUUCAUUAACAGCUGGUUUAAAUCUUGGAGAUACAUUACAUGAUACCCAAAAUUCUGACGAUGACUGGUCUGAUAAUGAAAAUCAUGAUGAAGAAGAACCUACUACUUCAAAAAGCAACAAAGAAAAUGCAGCGUCUAUGUUACAACUGUUGGCAAAAUUUAAUCUAUCUUCAGCCUUUCCAAAUUUAUACUUGGCUUAUAAAGCAUUAUAUACAAUUCCUGUAACAUCUGCUGCUGCAGAACGCUCAUUUUCCAAAGUUAAGAUUAUUAAGUCUCGGUUAAGAUCCACAAUGACCCAAUCAAGAUUAGAAAGUCUUCUUUUACUAAACUGUGAAACUGAUAUAAACAUAGAUUUAAAUCAAGCUAUAAAUGAAUUAGCUACAUCAUCAACCUUAAUGAAAAAACUAUUAUUAUAUUCAUAAACUCAUUGGUCAUAAAUAUUAUAUUUUGAUAUAUUAUAAUUGUAGAUUUAUUUUUUUAUUUUACUUGUUACUUUUAAAUGUAUUAAAAUAAUAAAAUUUACUAAACUGCUAAUGGUAAAUUAGUAUGGACUCAUAAUAGAAAAGGUACGGUAAUAAACUAUUAAAUUUAUAUUAAUUUAUUUUGUAAAAUGAUAACAAUAUUGAAUAUUAUUAUGUAUUGUUUUUAAUAUUUAAUGUAUGGGUAUAUUAUCAGUUUUUU